AUGAUCUACGGCAACCUGGAGACCGGGGCAGUUCCGAGUCUGGACCUCCUCACCGUCCUCUUCGACUCCGAACACUGCCUUGCAAAAGAAGAUACGCCACUCCACGCCGAGGCUGAAGAGCCAGUCAAGUCUAUCAACAAAUCCGAAGCAAGGCUUCUUACCAAGCAAAUCGCACAUUUCCUUCGCGUCGAGUAUGGCAUAGGCAAGUAUGGCCCGGGAAAAGAUAUCGUUGCAUCCAUUUGCAGCGGUCAUUCACGUUUAGCGUGCUUUUUCUUCGGCGUUGUCGCUGCUGGCGGUGUCUACUCAGCCGUGAGCUCAGCAAUUACUUCAAAUAUCGACAGCUUCAAGAACGUUCUUGCCGACCCAGAUACCAAGGUUCUGCUAUGCAGUGCCGACACGAAGGAGUUAGCCCUGAAGAGUGGCAUGAAACCUUCCAACAUCCUCAUCUUGGAAUCCUACCCCGAAAUCCAGUUGAAGAGUGCUGAUGGCAAUAUCCAAUGCAACUUUGCAGCCACAGGACCAAAGAAUCUGUUGGACUGGAAGACGGUGACAGAUCCAGAAGAACUACGGAAGACCCCUGUUUGCCUGAUUUACUCGUCAGGCACCACUGGUGUCCCGAAGGGCGUCCUUAUAUCGCACGAGAACAUGGUUGCAGAAGCAGUCCUUCCUUCGACCAUCAACCGGCGUAUCUGGAAUGGAUGGGCUGAGUCCGGCAAACUCAUUGGCGAGCAACCUCUAUCCGACGGGUACAGAACCCUCGCACACCUCCCACCUGCACACAUUUCCGGCAUCCAAGGCUACUUCGUCAACCCCUUUCUCGACGGCGGCAUAGUCUACUGGGUCCCGAACGGCCCAUUCGACAUGAUGAAGUUCUUGGGUUACAACAAAAACCUCAAGAUCACCACCUUCUUCACAGCCCCACCCAUCUACGAUGGCAUCGCCAAGCUUCAUCAAUAUCGGCCAGCCCUGGUUGACGGGGCGUUCCGAUCUCUUCGCGUGGCAUACAGCGGUGGCGCGGCCCUGAUACCUCAAUCUCUCCUCGCGGCCCGAGCCGACCAGGUCCUGGGAGACGCAGAGCAGGGCAAGCCGGUCUUGAUCAGCCAAACCUGGGGCGCGACGGAGACGACAGGCGCGGUGACGCACAUGCCGCCUGAUAGGGCUGGCUGGGACACGCUGGGGAGCGUGGGCGCGCUCCUCCCGGGUGUGACGAUGAGGAUUGUCGAUGAAGACGGCAGGGACACGCAGCCAGUGGGAGAGACUCUCCUGAAGGGCCCCACGAUGAUGCUCGGAUACUACAAGAACCCGAUGGCCGACAAGGCGGCGUUCACAGAGGACGGGUGGCUCCGGACGGGUGACUCCGUGAGGGUUCAAGAUGGGCUCCUUUAUUAUGUGGACCGCAUGCAGGAUGCCAUCAACAAUGGAGCCUCCCGCGUGUUUCCCUCAGAAUUGGAGACAGUUCUACGGGAGCACGCCGCCGUAUCUGAUGUUGCAGUGAUCGGUGUGCCUCGUGGCGAUCAGGGGAGCGUACCCAGAGCUUUCGUUGUCUUAUCCCCACAGGCGACCAGCCAGGGAGCAACGACCGACAUCAUUGAGCAGCAACUGAUCGAGUUUGUCCACCAGAAGACCGGCAAGGGUCUAGCUGGAGGUGUGCAGUUCGUCAAGGCCAUCCCCCGAGCCCCUGUAGGAAAGAUCUUGCGUAGGGAGUUGGAGAAAAUGGCCAAGUAG
Messenger RNA from Colletotrichum chrysophilum, 1725 nucleotides. RefSeq lists its product as uncharacterized. Gene Ontology annotation, biological process: secondary metabolic process. NCBI's taxonomy places the organism in Eukaryota, Fungi, Ascomycota, Sordariomycetes, Glomerellales, Glomerellaceae. Bases 1 to 1725 code for a protein of 574 amino acids. Gene Ontology annotation, molecular function: CoA-ligase activity. The record is from RefSeq and is a predicted model, not a curated record. The transcript is spliced from 3 exons.